AUGUCUCACACCUCUGCCACUGCCGGUUGGGAGCGAGUUGAAGACAAAUACUACCGCACGAUUCAGCUUUAUUCCGCCCUCUGGGAUCCCGACUUUGACCUCUCGGAUUAUAUUGUCGUAGGGGCUCCCUAUGGUGGAGCACUCGCUCUCUACAAAGACGAGACGAGAAUCCAAGCUUACCGAAGCUCCCAGCAGUCAAAAUCAAGCAUAGAUAUAUACAGUGCUGCCGGGAGGCUCAUCCGUCGGAUAUCCUGGGAUAAAGGCUCCAUCAAGGGUCUCGGUUGGUCAGAGGAUGAGAAGCUAUUGGUUGUAACGGAAGACGGGGUGGUCAGGUGUUACUAUGAUCUUCAAGGAGAUUUCACUCAAUUCUCUCUCGGCAAUGGCGCUGAGGAAGCCGGUGUCAAAGAAUGCCGGUUUUACUCUACUGGUUUUGUCGCACUGCUACGGAACAACCAAUUCAUCUCUGUUUCCCGCUACGAUGAACCGAGGCCACGCCUCUUAGCAGAUCCGGUUCCUUUUAUCCCGGCUACAGAGAUUAUCCACUCGUGGACGAUUCUUCCUCCAUCCUACACACUCUCCCGGCAUGUUGAAGUGUUUGUUUCUACCGGCACGACUAUCUUGAUUGUGGACGCUACAGAAGUUCUAGACCAAAUGCUUCAGAAUGGGCCAUUUGCUCAUAUUUCUGUUUCACCGAAUGGAAAAUACGUGACUUUGUGCAGCGUUGAGGGGAAGGUUUGGGUCAUCAGGUCCGACUUUCAAGAGAAGUUGAGCGAGUAUGACACCGGAACUGGAGGCGAGGAGUUACCGCGAGCAGUGGAGUGGUGCGGAAACGAUUCGGUGGUGUUAGCUUGGGGUGAAGAAGUUCAUAUGAUCGGUCCCAGGGGCUCAGUGCUGAAGCAUUUCUACGAAAACUUUGUACACCUGGUACCCGAAAUCGACGGUAUUCGCAUAAUAACUACGGAGAAGUGUGAAUUUCUACAAAAAGUUACUGAUGGCACUGAAGAUAUCUUCAAAAUUGGAGCCACGGCACCCGCCUCAAUCCUCCUUGACGCUGUUGAUCAGUUGGAGAGAAAAUCACCGAAGGCUGAUGACAACAUCCAACUCAUUCGCGCCCAGCUUCCCGAGGCAGUGGAUGCCUGCAUCAAAGCUGCUGGUCAUGAGUUCUCUGUCCGCUGGCAAAAGCAGUUGCUUAAGGCUGCUAGUUUUGGCAAAAGCGUAUUGGAGCUUUACAGCUCAGAUGAGUUUGUAGAAAUGUGUGAAACACUCAGGGUACUCAACGCUGUGAGGUUUUAUGAAGUCGGGUUGGCUAUAACAUAUGAACAGUUUGUACGACUUACACCAGAAAAAUUAAUACAAAGACUGGUCAAUAGGCAGCAGCACUUGCUGGCAUUGAGGGUCUCGGAGUAUCUGCGGUUACCAACUGAUCGGAUAUAUAUCCAUUGGGCUUGCAUGAAGGUCCGGAUGUCGGCAGAUGAUGAGGAUACCAUUUGCCGCAUGGUAGUAGCGAAACUCACUGGAAAACGUGGUAUAUCCUUUGAAGAGAUUGCAAGGACUGCGUAUGAUGAGGGCAGAGGAAGGCUUGCGACUCAGCUAUUAAAUUACGAGCCACGGGCUGGCAGACAGGUUCCGCUUCUACUCAACAUGGAGGAGGACGAAAUCGCUCUUGAUAAGGCAAUUGAGAGUGGGGACACCGAUCUUGUCUUUUUCGUUCUUCUCCACUUAAAGAAAAAGUUACCACUAGCAAAUUUCUUCCGCAUGAUCAACGACCGGCCUGUUGCAUCAUCGCUGAUCGAAUCCUCGGCUAGGGAAACGGAUCCAGGGCUCUUGAAGGACUUUUACUAUCAAGACGAUCGUAGGGCCGACGGCGCAUACGUUACCCUCCGUGACAGCUUGGCCCAGAAAGACUUAUCUCUAAAGAUGGAGAAGCUGAAACUCGCCUCAAAGUUACUAGCCGAUGCGAAAGAACAUGCUCUGGAGGCAAAGGCACUUGAUGAAUCAGCAAAACUUCUACACAUGCAAGAGAAUUUCGAAAAGGACUUGCAGCAGGAGAGAUUUGUCGGCGACCCCAUUAAUGAGACUGUAUUUAAGCUUAUACGCAUGGGGUAUUCUUCUCGGGCGAACAAAGUUAAAUCGGAAUUCAAAGUACCGGAGAAGCGGUUCUGGUGGCUCAAAUUGCGGGCUUUGGUUGCCAAGAGGGAUUGGGGAGAAAUUGAGGAGUGGGGCAAAACCAAAAAGAGUCCGAUUGGGUGGGAGGCGUUUUUUAAUGAGUGUCUGGCUGCAGGAAACACCAAGGCGGCAUCUAUCUUCAUACCUAAGUGCACUAAUCUACCUCCUGCGGAUAGGAUAGAUAUGUGGGUUCGCUGUGGCAAUAUGGUUAAGGCCGGCGAAGAAGCUUUCAGGGCUAAGGAUGCUAACGCACUGGAGCUGUUGAGGUCAAAGGCGGCUGGUGCGGCAGCCUUGGAGAUUGAUAGGCUCUUGAAGCAGCUUCGUCCGAAAUGAUAAUUGGGUGUUUCGUGGGCGGUGGCCAAGCUGGUUGCCAGCUUAAUGAUCUAUAUCCCCACAUGCAUGAAUUUUCUUCUCUCUUUUCUUUUACAAUUAAUGAUUACUUUUUUGCUAGAAA
This is a messenger RNA of Tuber melanosporum (Perigord truffle), 2620 nucleotides long. RefSeq lists its product as uncharacterized. Gene Ontology annotation, cellular component: endosome; HOPS complex; cytoplasm. Gene Ontology annotation, molecular function: actin binding. Gene Ontology annotation, biological process: vacuole fusion, non-autophagic; endosomal transport; intracellular protein transport. The transcript has 9 exons. NCBI's taxonomy places the organism in Eukaryota, Fungi, Ascomycota, Pezizomycetes, Pezizales, Tuberaceae. The coding region runs from base 1 to 2499 and encodes 832 amino acids. The record is from RefSeq and is a predicted model, not a curated record.